GCACCUCCCAAGCUCUGUCAUUCUGUGGCCCUUAACCCCUUCUUCCCCCACAGGUGCCUUUGCCCGCCCUUUCCCCCACCAUGCAGAUGGGGACCAUUGCGCGCUGGGAGAAGAAAGAGGGGGAGAAGAUCAACGAGGGAGACCUGAUUGCGGAGGUAGAGACGGACAAAGCAACUGUGGGGUUUGAGAGCCUGGAAGAAUGCUACUUGGCCAAGAUCCUGGUUCCCGAAGGAACGCGGGAUGUUCCCAUCGGAUUCAUCAUCUGCAUCACCGUGGACAAGCCCGAACUUAUUGGCGCCUUCAAGGAUUAUACUUUGGAUUCAGCAGCUGCCGCCCCACCGGCUUCAGUGCCACCUCCGCCUCCUCCAGCAGCUCCCCCCAAACCAGCAGCUCAGCCAUCCAGCCAAGCGCCAGGCAGCUCCUAUCCUCCUCAUAUGCAGAUUGCUCUUCCUGCCCUCUCUCCUACGAUGACCAUGGGCACUGUUCAGAGGUGGGAGAAGAAAGUUGGCGAGAAGCUGAGCGAAGGAGAUUUAUUGGCAGAAAUUGAGACGGACAAAGCCACAAUAGGCUUUGAAGUGCAAGAAGAAGGUUACCUUGCGAAGAUCUUGAUAGCAGAAGGUACCAGAGAUGUCCCCUUGGGAACCGCCCUCUGCAUCAUUGUGGAGAAGGAGUCCGACAUUCCUGCUUUCGCAGACUACAGGGAUGCUGGGAUCGCCGAUAUCAAGCCUCCGGUGUCCCCACCGCCUCCGCCCCCAAGCCCCGCGGCGGCUGUUUCAGCCCAACCUGCGGCCUCUCCGGUCCAGGCUCCUGCACAUAAAGGGAGGAUAGUAGCGAGCCCUCUGGCCCGGAAACUGGCCACAGAGAGAGGAAUCGAUCUCUUGCAGGUGAAAGGUACGGGGCCAGAUGGGCGGAUCACCAAGAAGGACAUCGACUUGUUCGUGCCAUCUAAAGUUGCCCCGGCCCAGCUGCCAGAAGCAGCCCCUCUGGCUGUGCCAGCUCCCACAGCUGCUCCCACAGCUGCUCCCACAGGUGUCUUCACGGAUAUUCCCAUUAGUAAUAUUCGAAAGGUGAUUGCCCAGCGUUUGAUGCAGUCUAAGCAAACGAUACCUCACUAUUAUCUCUCGGUUGAUGUCAACAUGGGAGAAAUAUUGGUGCUGAGGAAAGAGCUCAACCAGGAGAUGCCACAGAAUACCAAGCUCUCAGUCAACGACUUCAUUAUCAAAGCUUCAGCUCUGGCAUGUUUGAAGGUGCCUGAAGCGAAUUCUUCAUGGUUGGAAACGGUCAUUAGGCAAAAUCACGUAGUUGAUGUAAGCGUGGCGGUCAGUACGCCAGCAGGGCUUAUAACGCCAAUUGUGUUUAAUGCACACACCAAGGGGUUGGCCUCCAUUAACCAAGAUGUCGUGACGUUAGCCAGCAAAGCGCGGGAAGGCAAGCUUCGGCCCCAGGAGUUCCAGGGAGGAACCUUCACCGUCUCCAAUUUAGGAAUGUAUGGCAUUAAGAACUUUUCGGCUAUAAUCAAUCCACCGCAGGCUUGUAUCUUGGCGGUUGGUGGCUCUGAGAAGAGGCUGGUGCCAGCAGACAAUGAAAAAGGGUUCGAUGUGGCCAGUGUCAUGUCUGUGACGCUCAGCUGUGACCACCGUGUAGUGGAUGGGGCCGUGGGGGCCCAGUGGCUCGCAGAGUUCAAGAAGUUCCUGGAAAAACCGGUCACGAUGCUGCUAUAAUUUCUCAAGGACUUUGGCGACCUAAUCGCUUCAUUCUAAAGAAGCUAUUUAUAUAUCGAAGGGUUAGACUUUUAAAGAAAAAAAAAAUGUUUCCUUCUUUUAUUUUUUUAAAAAAGUCUAUCUAUAAACAGCGGCUGGUGAUUUUUGAAUGACCAGUUCAGAGAGAUUUAAAGGUUCUGCAGGUGGCCUUCCGAAGCCAAGUGCAGCUACGCUAUAUCGUAUUCAGUGGAUGGAUUUGCAAACUUUCCCCCAGUUGUGGAAAAUAAUCAUGUGUUGUAAUGCUUCUGAUCACAACGGUGCAGGGUAUCACAGCCUCCUCUGCCCCCUCCCCACCAGCUACCUGCCUCAGCCUUCAUUUCCCAUAAAACCAGGGAUUUUAAGACGAAAUAGGGGGGGGGGAGUGAACCGUAGAUUUGGGAAAAUUUAAAUUUUCAGCAGAAAAAGGAAUUAACCUUCCACGUGUGUUUUAAAUACUGCAGGGGGGAAAAAAAACAGAGAAGAUGCUAUUACUUGGAAUAGAACAGAGCAGCUGACAUUUCAAUUUUGCAAAAUCCACUGUAAUCAGACUUUCUAGCAACAGGGAAUCCUUUUUGCAGGCUGCAAGAGAAAAUGAAUGCUCUCAAGUCAGAGCAGCUAAACUGAACAGCCCUUUGAAACCCUUCUGAUGAUUUUGCCUUUUGUGAGUUUCCGUAAUUCGAGCAUGUGUUGUUUUGCUUCCUGUUCAGGUCAGUAAAAGCUCUUUUACUCAGUUGUCAAGGGAACUGGUGGAACUGGACCAGUUAAAGAUAGGAGUCCUUACAGGCUCCACCAUAGGUUCCUUCCUCCCCCUCUUAAUGAUCUAGGCUGGGCAGACGGGGGCUAAUGUCUUACCCAAAGGAAUGUGAGGCCGCAGUUCUGCCAUUUAAUGCAGGAAUGUGUGUGUGUGGGAGGGGACUUUUCUUCCUACCACGUUUGAGGGUGCAGUUUUGUGAAAUGUCCCACCCCACACGGGAAGCUGCUGUUUCCCCAGCAAAAUGGGCUGUCUUUAAGCAUGAAGCACUCCAGAAAUUCCCAAAAUCAGCCCGUAUUGCAACUGCCUCCAGCAGUCUUGCGUUUGAAAUGGGACGCUGACCUCGGAGUAACUGAAACGAGAACUUUUGCACGGCGCUAAUCGUAUGAAAAGAAGGGGAAAAAAACUCCUGAUGCCUUGUGAUCAAGCGGCCCAACCAGAUGUGGAUUAGUUGUGCUUGAAUUCCACAGAAAUCAGUAGAAUAAUUAGGCAUAACCACUUAAGCGUCCCAAGAAAUCCAGAACCAACCUUUGCAGGAUCUGACUGCUAACCUGGAACAGCUUGGCUUUCUUGUCCCGUUCCCCACACACACACCCAGGCUCAAGAGAAACAGAAUGUCACAAGUCAUAAAUUUGUAAACAUCUUUGCUGGAAAUGAGAUUUCUUCAGAACGGAGCCCAGCCACAGUUUUAAUGGUGCCCUAGGUAUACAGAGGCUCUCAUGGGAAAUGCCUCGCUUGCUUGCCGAGGGAAAAGCUCAUUUUAAAAGGUGGAUCAUGUAAUGGCUAAGUGGUGAGGCCCGAGCAGCUGAGUAGACCGAUAUACCCCUGUGUUAAGUUGUACGUCACCACUUCAUUCAAUAUUGUCUCUUGUCAAUUUGCGCUACUGAAUCCACUACAAAUAUAUAUAUACAUGCAAUUAAAUAUUUUUUUUCCUGAGAACCAAUUUGUGGAGUUUGGUUGUAAUUCAACCUGUGGUAAGAAAAGUGCUUUAAAACAUCUUAAUUUGGUUACAGAUUGGCAUUAAAAGUUUGAUGUUCUUUG
This is a messenger RNA of Notechis scutatus (mainland tiger snake), 3531 nucleotides long. Lineage: Eukaryota; Metazoa; Chordata; Lepidosauria; Squamata; Elapidae. The record is from RefSeq and is a predicted model, not a curated record.